CCACCGCGCAGCCUGAUUGGCUGACGGGCGCCAUGAGGCAGGACCACCAGGCUGCUGUCCCCCCGCUGCCGCGCUGCGCAUGCGCACUGGGGGGGUGUUACGGUGGGGGCCAUGGCGACGGUGGUGGAGCUGAAACAAGCCCUAAAGGAGGCGCUGGAAAAAAGAGGUGUCCUCGGGCAAAUAAGAGCAAACAUCAGAGCUGAAGUUUUUCACGCGCUGGAUGACCAAAGCGAGCCCCGGCCGCCGCUGUCCCGUGAAAAUCUCCUCAUCAACGAGCUGGUCCGGGAGUACCUGGAGUACAACAAGUACAAGUACACGGCGUCGGUGCUCACCGCAGAAGCUGGCCAGCCUGAAAUGCCCUUGGACAGACAGUUUCUUGUCAAAGAGCUGAACAUCGUUGAAGAUGCAAAUGCAAAAUCAGUACCUCUCUUGUAUGGAAUUAUAUCUCAUUUCUUAUGUGGUGGUAAAGAAGAAAGUACCCAGAGUAUCCUGAAAGGGUCUUUACUGAGUUAUCCAAGGCAGAUCCUCGGCAAACCACCUACUGAGCAAAAUCAAAAAGAUAGAAUUCCAGAACCAGGAAGGAUGGCCGGCACCAGCAUUGAAGAGCCCCUUGUUUUACAAAGUAUAAAUAGAUGAUAUCUUUCAUAUAUUAAUUUCUCAUGUAAAGCUCUUUGAGCGUUAAUUUAAGAAAUUCUUCUUUAAAUUUCUCCAUUAUUUCCAGUGGGACCAGUUCAUUUUGUUAGAGCUACCUAUUAGACAUAAAGAUGGGGUCUUACUUGCUGCCAAUGAAAAAAUAUUAACCAAGGCCUUUUUCCUCUAGUGCUAAUAGAAGGAAAACUGUAUAUGAAGUCAGAUUAAUUGAGCCUGUGUCUAGAAUUGGGCCUAAAAAUAUUCAUUUUAUAAAAAUAAAAACUUACUAGAUAUUGUAUAAUUUUCACACUUUUAUUACUAUUUUAUGUCUUCAUGUGUCUUUCCUGGUUUUCUUAGUUUUAUUGUGUUUAGUAUUUUGAAAGAAUUCAAACUAAGUAUUUUAAUGAUUCCUCAUCAUUAAGAAGCAGAAGAAACUGCUACUUUCAGAAAAGUAUGGGAAAAUGAAUUUGAAAAUAAAAUUAAAGUGUUUUGGAGGAA
This is a messenger RNA of Anas platyrhynchos (mallard), 1128 nucleotides long. The record is from RefSeq and is a predicted model, not a curated record. Lineage: Eukaryota; Metazoa; Chordata; Aves; Anseriformes; Anatidae.